Molecule: messenger RNA, 1886 nt
Organism: Condylostylus longicornis
Lineage: Eukaryota; Metazoa; Arthropoda; Insecta; Diptera; Dolichopodidae
Gene: Smu1
Product: WD40 repeat-containing protein SMU1
Exons: 7
Coding region: 107-1636 (509 amino acids)
Biological process (GO): mRNA splicing, via spliceosome
Cellular component (GO): precatalytic spliceosome
Molecular function (GO): protein binding
Source: RefSeq, a predicted model, not a curated record
UAAAGUUUAUAAUUGGUUGUUUGGGUUCUUUUUGAUUAAAAUAAAGUACUUUUUUUAAGAAAUUUAUAUGUUAGCGACUGUAAUUUAAUUGAGAAAAUACGUUAAAAUGUCUAUUGAAAUUGAAUCUGCCGAUGUAAUACGUCUUAUUCAACAAUAUUUAAAGGAGUCGAAUUUAAUGAAAUCCUUACAAGUUUUGCAGGAAGAAACUGGUGUUUCUCUCAACACAGUUGAUAGUAUUGAUGGAUUUGUUCAAGAUAUUCAUAAUGGGCACUGGGAUACAGUCUUAAAAGUCAUACAGUCCCUGAAACUGCCUGAUAAAAAACUAAUAAAUUUAUAUGAACAAAUUGUUUUAGAGUUAAUUGAACUUCGUGAAUUGGGUGCUGCCAGAUCUUUACUGCGUCAAACCGAUCCAAUGAUUAUGUUAAAACAACAAGAGCCAGAGCGCUAUAUACACUUAGAAAAUAUGCUUCAACGGGUGUACUUUGAUCCACGUGAAGCUUAUCCGGAGGGCAGUAGUAAAGAAAAACGCCGAACAAUCAUAGCUCAAGAAUUGAGUGGAGAAGUUCAUGUCGUCCCAUCAUCUCGUUUAUUAGCGUUGUUAGGUCAAGCUUUGAAGUGGCAACAACAUCAAGGUUUAUUACCACCAGGAACAACUAUUGAUCUGUUCCGUGGCAAGGCAGCAAUACGUGAUCAAGAAGAAGAAAUGUUCCCAACACAAAUGGUACGACAAAUUAAGUUCGGACAAAAAUCUCAUGUUGAAUGUGCUCAAUUUUCUCCUGACGGUCAAUAUUUAAUAACGGGUAGUGUUGAUGGUUUCAUUGAAGUGUGGAAUUUUACUACUGGUAAAAUUAGAAAAGAUUUGAAAUACCAGGCCCAAGAUCAAUUUAUGAUGAUGGAGCAAGCUGUUCUUGCUUUAGCGUAUUCGAGAGAUUCAGAAAUGUUGGCUUCAGGCGCUCAAGAUGGACAAAUAAAAGUGUGGCGCAUAAUGACAGGACAAUGUUUGAGAAGAUUUGAAAAGGCUCAUAUUAAGGGUGUUACUUGCUUGCAGUUUUCAAGAGACAAUACACAAGUUUUAAGUGCAAGUUUUGACCAUUCAAUAAGAAUACACGGAUUGAAGUCAGGAAAAAUGUUAAAAGAGUUUAAGGGCCAUCAUUCUUUUGUAAAUGAAGCAGUUUUCACCCCUGAUGGACACAGUCUCCUAAGUGCUUCAUCAGAUGGAACAGUUAAAAUUUGGUCUCUAAAGACAACAGAGUGCUUAUCGACAUUUCAGCCACUUGGAAAUGAGUUGGCUGUUAACACAGUUUUGCUUUUACCGAAAAAUCCGGAGCACUUUAUUGUUUGUAAUCGUUCGAAUACCGUUGUCAUAAUGAAUAUGCAAGGACAAAUUGUAAGAUCAUUUUCUUCUGGUAAAAGAGAAGGUGGCGCUUUUAUUUCAGCUACACUUUCGCCUAGGGGUGAAUUCAUAUAUUGCGCUGGAGAAGAUCAAGUGUUGUACUGCUUUUCAGUGUCAUCCGGAAAAUUAGAAAGAACACUAAACGUGCACGAAAAAGAUGUGAUAGGUUUAUGUCAUCACCCGCAUCAAAAUUUGUUAGCAACGUAUAGCGAAGAUGGAUUAGUAAAAUUAUGGAAGCCAUAAUUGGGAAAAUGUAUUCAUUAUAUUACUCCAAUUGAACUCAUUACUUUUUUUAAGGUAUAUUUUACAUAUGUUAAGGUAUAAUUAACGGAUUUCUGAUUUUUAUGUUUGAAUUUAAAAAACUUAUCCUUGUAUAAUACCUAUAUUUUAACUGUGCUUCAAAAUACCAAAACAAGCAAAAUACAAUGUUUUUUAACCAUGAUUUCUUAAUAAAAAUAUUGUUCUAUAGUAAAAUAAAUGAAUGUAAAGUAUA